Falco peregrinus (peregrine falcon) is the source of this 1838-nucleotide messenger RNA. RefSeq names its product diphthamide biosynthesis 3 (gene DPH3). Gene Ontology annotation, molecular function: metal ion binding. The coding region runs from base 60 to 308 and encodes 82 amino acids. Gene Ontology annotation, biological process: protein histidyl modification to diphthamide. The transcript is spliced from 3 exons. The record is from RefSeq and is a predicted model, not a curated record. NCBI's taxonomy places the organism in Eukaryota, Metazoa, Chordata, Aves, Falconiformes, Falconidae.
AGGCGGCGCGUGCGCCGCUCCGUCCCUUCCGCCUCGUCCCCCCGCCUCUCCGCGGCGCCAUGUCGGUCUUCCACGAUGAGGUGGAGAUUGAGGACUUCGAGUACGACGAGGAGACCGAGACCUACAGCUACCCGUGCCCCUGCGGGGACCGCUUCCUCAUCACGCGGGAGGACUUGGAGAACGGCGAGGAUGUGGCCACCUGCCCCAGCUGCUCCCUGAUCCUGCGCGUCAUUUACGACCAGGAGCAGUUCAUGCGUGAUGAAGUCAUUGCAGAACCUUUGACAAACAAGGAAUUGAUUAAAUGCUGAUGAAUACAUCAUGAACUGUUGCUGCUUUAGAAUAAGAAGGUGUGGGGAUGGCAACUGCGGAAAGAGAUAUGGUCCUUCUCCUCCUGGAAGUGCUCGCUGCUGUGAGAUACAAGUGCAAUAACUGGCUGCCUUCAUGAUUUGAGUAAGAGGACAUAAAACACACGAAUGGGUUUUGUUCAAAAGAGUUAUACACUUAAAAAAAUAUGUAAGUUGCCAUAUGUAUUCCAGAAGACUUGAGGAUUACGAUCCUAAUUGACAGCAAGUCAAUAUACAGAAGUGUGCGGAGCUGUGAAAUUACAACGUUUAUCUAUGAGUGGGUUCUUAGCCAAUGGAGAAAAGCAGGCUUUGUGUGGGCAUAUACCAGUGUGAAAUGGCAUAGAGAGCUGAAGUGUUAGGAGACCCAAAUUUAGAAGUCCAUAGUAUGUAAUGCUGUACAGAAUUACAGUUUUGACACAGUGUGGUCUUGACACAGUGUAGUAUCACCUAGGGUGUGGGCUUGUGUGCUUCCAUCCCAUACUGAAUGUGGGGGAAAAUAAGAGACCCAGAAUUGGCGCUGUUGGUAAAUUGUUUUUACUACUGUAAGCACAAAGAAUAUGCAGUUGUAUUUAUAUCUGCAGUGGAGGCAACACCUGAGUUGGAGCAAAUUUGUUUCUUAAAUUGCAGUUGCUUUGAAACAGCUGUGGUAGCUGUUAGAAAACGACUGUGUGAUAUAGCAGUGAUAUACUUUUGUGGGUGUUGUGUGAAAUGAAAGAAAAGGAGCCACAUUUUUUUUACCCAUGCAAAGUUGGUAAUGUGCAAAUGGACUUGAAGUGGAUUGUAAUUUACCUGUCUUUUCUCAACAACUUGGUGAUUUGACUGUUGCAGCAAAUAUAAAAUGAGCUGCAGUUCUUUGUGCCAUUUGUAGUAGUACAUUUGCUGAAUUUCUCAGUCUUCCUUUACGAGGUUCUGUCACUUCUUGGAUAGGAGAUGCACACAUUUCACUUAAAGGAAUUUUUUAGGGUGGAAAAGUUGGAAGAAUAUAUUCCAGAGUACACUGAUUCCAAGAUAACUACUUGUAGUACAAGCCACUGCAUUUAAAUAUUUACUUUAAAUUAUGGUAAUUGAUGUGUUUUAGUAGGAUUUGACAUCUGUGAAGUUAAAUUUGGGGAAAAAUACUUGUGCAGAAUGUAUAUAGUUACUUUGCUCCAGGCGCUAAAGAUAACCAAGUAUUACAGAACUCUUGUGUUUAACUAUUUUUGUUCUUACAACGUUCUGUGAAUGUUAAAGAUGAAUAUUCUAAUUAUUUAAAAAAAAAACGGGGGGGGGGGGGGGGCGGGGGGAAGGAACCAAACUGCACCUUUCUGUUAGAAGUUUUGGAUGCAGUAUGCACAACCCAAACUGUUUUCAUGUCUAAACCAGAAGGUGGCACUCAUGUCAAGUUGAUGUCUGUCCUUAAAAAAAAAAAAAGCAAAAAGCUGUGGUCCUUCCGUUAGCUAUAUCUUAUCAAAUAUUUAUUUUGACUAAUUAAAUAAAGAUAUUUAAUACACUCCA